UUCAUGAGAGAUUAGCCACAGCCCCGAGAGCAAUAAACUUCCUGAAUUGCAAACUCCAUUUUGCCAUCUCACAGAACCUUCAUAAAUCUCGGACCCUCACUGUGCCCACUUCUCAAGGUGAAGUAGCCACAAAGGACCACAGGAAGCUGAAAGUUUGCUACUGGGCAACACCACCUGGUCACAGGGUGAUCACAGGCUCUGCAUUUUAUUGCUCUGAGAGUCUGCCUCCUGGAGGUUCCUAUACAGACCAGCUAUUUCCUACUGAAAAGAAGCUGUUGGUUCCCUCUCGCCCAGUUUGGUUUGGAAGAAUCCAGGGGGCCGUUCUUGCAGCCCCAUCUCCCUCCCACUCCCUCCUCACCCAGUCCUGGAGGAGGAGGCAAACAAAGGUCCAUUUGUAACCUCCUUCCAGCACCUCCUCUCUUCUGCUUUUGCCCAAACUCACUCAGUGAGUUGGAGCAUUUAAGAAGAUUCCUCUGCCAAGAAGACCGAAGGAAAGAAGAAAAGGGGGCCAAAAGCCAACAUGAAACUUAUAGUACUCGCUGUCACCAUUGGACUAACUGUGCUGCUAGGGAUCCAGGCCAUGCCUGCAAAUCGCCUCUCUUGCUACAGAAAGAUUCUAAAAGAUCGCAACUGUCACAACCUUCCAGAAGGAGUAGCUGACCUGACAAAGAUUGAUGUAAACGUCCAGGAUCACUUCUGGGAUGGGAAGGGAUGUGAGAUGAUCUGUUACUGCAACUUCAGUGAAUUGCUCUGCUGCCCAAAAGAUGUCUUCUUUGGACCAAAGAUCUCGUUUGUGAUUCCUUGCAACAAUCACUGAGAAUCUUCCUGUAUUCCAGACAGCACCAUCCCUAAUUCCCCACAAACUGCACUCUAACAGUGUAAUUCUAUUGCUGGUUUCUAUGGAGUCCAAUAAAGCACAGAUUCUAUAAAUUUGUGUUAAAUAAGUAGUAAUAAAAAUUCAACUUAACUUGCCUCUGGAACACUUUAGAUUUUUUUUUUACUAGAAAAUUUUGAUGGGAGGAAAAAAAUGUAUACAUGUAUGUGGAACUUGGUCCCCAUGCUGUACAGCAGAAAAAAUAAAUUUAAAAAAAUUUAUUAAAAAAAAGAAAAUUUCAUCUACAAGGUGUUCACUGUGGUCAGGAAAAGAAUUCUGUCCCCCACAUGAAGAGCCAUAACCGUGGCUCAAAGGUGGAACAUACCUUCGGUUAUUUUCUUUAAUGGCCACACUUACAGCAUAUGGAAGUUCCCUGGCCAGGGACUGAAUAUGAGCCACAACUGUGACCUCAAUCCUUUAACCCACUGUGCUGGGCUGGGAAUUGAAUCUGUACCUCCACAGAAACCUGAGCCACUGCAGUAGGAUUCUUAACCCACUGUGCCACAGUGGGAACUUCCUAAUUUCAGUUCUUAAGUGACAGUUACUGACCAUGCAUACUUAAAGAAUCCAUAUAUAAAUUGAGGUUCUUGGAAAGGAAAUUAGAAGUUUUCUAGUAAGAGGGGAAAAGAGAGCCACUAUUUGAGUAUAUAUUAUGUUUGCCAAGUACUAUAAGCACAUUUGCAUUUUGCUGGCUUAAAAAAACAACAAAACCUUUGAGGUUGUGUUCUUUCUUUUUUUAAUGGCCACACCUGUGAUGUAUGAAAGUUUCCCAGCUAGGGGUUGAGCUGGAGCUGCAGCUGCCAGCCUACAGCCAUGGCAACACCAGAUCUGGGCCGAAUUGGCAACCUAUGCCAUAGCCUGUGGCAAUGCUGGAUCCUUAACCCACUGAUCGAGGCCAGGGAUCGAAGCUGCAUUCUCAUGAACACUAUGUCAACUUCUUAACCCACUGAGCCUCAAUGGGAACUCUGAGGUUAGUAUUCGUAAACCCAUUUUUCAGAUGCUCACUCAAGUUUAAAGUACUUGCUAAAAAUCAAGACAGACUUUGAACAGAUUUCCAGUUCCAAGACACUCACACACACAUAGCUGUAUCCUGAAAACUAUGCUACAUACAUAGUUUUGGGAAUGUGUCCUGAUGUGUCCAUUUUUCCUGGGAAUAACAAAACACAUAUUAAAAGAAACAUGUAAUAGGUAAAAAUUAAAAACACAUGAAGUUUAAAGGUAAAUGAAACAGAUGCUUUCAAAGAUAUUUUCUGGUUGUUAGAGGCAGUUCUGGACUAUGUCCCAUUCCUUAGGAGGUAUGCGUGACUAGUGGCCAGCAGAAGUAAUUUCAGAAAUUCCUUCAUGCUAUAAAAAUUUAUUGAUUUGCUAAGUGUCAGCUAUUACUAAGAUUUGAUGAGGGAUAAUAAAUAAGAUGGACUUCUCUCCUUGGAACAUGUAUUCUAACAAGUGUAAUCAUUACAAAUAUUUGUAAAUGUGAAGCCUGUUGCUGCAAAGAAGAAGUGUAGGGUGCUAUGCAAAGUACUGCUGUGGGGGAACAUUUGAGAAGCAUGUGUAUAGUAAAUGUAGGAGGUGACCAUUUUGCAGGUUAAAGUGGCAUCAUUUAAUCAAAAUCUAUCCUCAGAGGUCCCUGAUCUAUUUCUAAAGGCCACACCCAGAAUAGUAUCUGGUAUCUAUUCAGUGUUCAGUAGGUGUUACCGGACUGAACAAAACAAUUUUGAGUUAGAAUUAAUUUCCUCUUAAAAUCUACAAAUCCUGCUGUGGCUCAGUGGAUUGAAAACCUGACUGCAGGGGAUCAGGUCGCUGUGGAGGUGAGGGUACAAUCAUCAACCUGGUGUAGUGGGUUAAAGGAUCCAGCAUUGCUGUAGCUGUAGCGUAGGUCGCAGUUGCAGCUCAGAAUCAAUUGCUGGCCCAGGAACUUCUAUACGCUACGGAUGCAGCCAUAAAAAAUUGAUAAAAUUUUUAAAAAUAAAAUCUGCAAACACAAGUCAAAAGAUGUUUUCAUAACAAGUGCUGGAGGGGGUGUGGAGAAAAGGGAACCCUCCUGCACUGCUGGUGGGAAUGUACACUGGUACAGCCACUAUGGAGAACAGUUUGGAGAUACCUUAGAAAUCUAUACAUAGAACUUCCAUAUGACCCCACAAUCCCACUCUUGGGCAUCUACCCGGACAAAACUCUACUUAAAAGAGACACAUUUGCCUGCAUGUUCAUUGCAGCACUAUUCACAAUAGCCAGGACAUGGAAACAACCCAAAUGUCCAUCGACAGAUGAUUGGACUUGGAAGAUGUGGUACAUAUACACAAUGGAAUACUACUCAGCCAUAAAAAAGAAUGACAUCAUGCCAUUUGCAGCAACAUGGAUGGAACUAGAGAAUCUCAUACUGAGUGAAAUGAGCCAGAAAGACAAAGACAAAUACCAUAUGAUAUCACUUAUAACUGGAAUCUAAUAUCCAGCACAAAUGAACAUCUCCUCAGAAAAGAAAAUCACAGACUUGGAAAAAAGACUUGUGGCUGCCUGAUGGGAGGGGGAGGGAGUGAGAGGGAUCGGGAGCUUGGGCUUAUCAGACACAACUUAGAAUAGAUUUACAAGGAGAUCCUGAUGAAUAGCAUUGAGAACUUUGUCUAGAUACUCAUAUUGCAACAGAACAAAGGGUGGGGAAAAAUGUAAUUGUAAUGUAUACAUGUAAGGAUAACUUGAUUCCCUUGCUGUACAAUGGGAAAAAAAAAAAGAUGUCUUCAAAUACUAUGACCUUUACAAAAAUGCAUGAAGUGGAAUUGUUAAAAAAAAAAA
Molecule: messenger RNA, 3661 nt
Organism: Sus scrofa (pig)
Lineage: Eukaryota; Metazoa; Chordata; Mammalia; Artiodactyla; Suidae
Source: RefSeq, a predicted model, not a curated record